Drosophila hydei is the source of this 976-nucleotide messenger RNA. Its product is annotated as sex-regulated protein janus-A-like. The coding region runs from base 46 to 486 and encodes 146 amino acids. Gene Ontology annotation, biological process: peptidyl-histidine dephosphorylation. NCBI's taxonomy places the organism in Eukaryota, Metazoa, Arthropoda, Insecta, Diptera, Drosophilidae. The record is from RefSeq and is a predicted model, not a curated record. Gene Ontology annotation, cellular component: cytosol. Gene Ontology annotation, molecular function: protein histidine phosphatase activity. The transcript is spliced from 5 exons.
UAUUUAAAGGUAUUCGGAUCACAAUAUUUGUCAUUUCUAGAGAAAAUGCUAAGUGUCUUAAAUAAAUUGCGAAAAUCAGCUGUUUUACGUCCUAGCGGAAUACGUUUACUUAAAAUGACUGAAAAAGCUCUUGAGUCAAUACCUUUGGUAGAUGUAGACAAAAAAGGUAUUUUUAAAUAUGUUCUAAUUAAAGUUAUUGGCCACGAGGAUUGCGUCGAAAAGAACGAAAAACUUGUAGUUCGUGGAUAUGCUGAUUGCGAAUUUCAUUCUGAUAUCUAUGAACGCACAAUGGCGGUUUGCAAGAAGACCGGCUUGGACUCCAUAUGCUUGGGCGGGGGGCGCAUUGAACAUAACCCCGACAAGAAGUAUAUGAAAGUUUACGGAUUUUCUCAGGGUUUUGGCAAAGCUGAUCAUGUGGAAUCAAAACGAAUUUUGCAAACGAAAUAUAAGGACUAUGAGAUCGAAACGACCGAUGAGGGAUAUUAAUUAUUUUGGUUUUUUUUUGUGUGCAAAUUCGAAUAAUUUAUAAAUUAAAAUUGUAUUUCUUUUGAGCAAAAGCUACCCUACAUUAAACUGUGUAAUGCUUAGGGAUUGUUUAUUAUGCAGAUUUAAGAAUGAAACUUUAAGUUUAGCCUUGCGCCUGAUUUAUUCGCGUCUGUACGAAAUAUAUAGUAUAAGGGAUUUGAAAAUACCUUUAUCCUAUCAAAUACUGUCUAUAUUUGAAUAUAAAGAUAAACAGGUGUCCAUUUUUUUUCAAACAAAGUAACAUAAGAAAAAUGUUUGAGUAAACUUGGUAUCGUUGAAAUUAUAAAAAUCAGUCGAGCUAAACAAUUUCUACUAUUUAGACACAGAUUUGAAAACCACCAAAAUUGUGCUCACACCUUAAUUUGGAAAAUAAAAUAAUAAAAAAUGAAAAUGCCACAGUUAAUACUUCCAAUUCGUAAUGUUUUAAAUAAUCUUUCGAGGAAUCAUGCAA